Molecule: messenger RNA, 1217 nt
Organism: Pectinophora gossypiella (pink bollworm)
Lineage: Eukaryota; Metazoa; Arthropoda; Insecta; Lepidoptera; Gelechiidae
Product: ataxin-2 homolog
Exons: 4
Coding region: 100-723 (207 amino acids)
Source: RefSeq, a predicted model, not a curated record
GGCUAAUCUAGUGAUAUGCGUCAGUUGAGUACCGGUCGCGCUUGCGUUGUAGACGCAUUCGUUUAAAUCAUGUGUCCACAUACAUAGAAUCCUCAAAAUAUGGAGGUAGACAUGGUGAUAAUCCUGACGGUGUUUACCUUGGCGUGGCUGGCAUUGGUGGUGGCGGUGGCGGUGUUGAUGAUGCGAGUCGGCCGCCUGCGCCGGCGCAUCGACGACCUGCAACAGCGCUCCACCGUGCACAUACAGAAGCUGAAGCUGGAUUCGGAGCAGCAGCACGCGUUCCACAACCCGGCCAUCUCCCCUAAUGAGGAGCUGGCGAAGCGAGGGUUCUCCAUGUACAAUGCAGACGACGUUGAGAGUGCCCGCGGCGCGCACGCCGACCGGCAGACGGGUGGGGAGUUCGUAGAGGAGCUAUCCCGUGAGCUGGACAGCAGACAGCAGCGACAGGCCAGCAUCAACCAAGAUCGCACGCAACAAGAACGCGUGCAGCAAGAUCGCAUGCAACAGGAACGCGUGCAAGACCGACACACGCUCCCGCAACAGCACAACCGACAGCAGACGCAGGAACAGCAGUGGCAGCAAGUUCAGCAACACCAGUCACAACACCCCCCUCCAUUCCUGUUGCAAAGUAUUGAGGAAAACAAACGAAAAUCGCGAAACCUCGCCAACCCCGUCGCCAAUGGUGGCAGGCAGAGUGACACCAACCCUAACUUCAUCUAUUGAACAUGCUCUUAAACGCCUCUUAUCCUGUGGGAUAGGCUGAGACACUUACAUCUCAUUCGAUCGAGUUUUGACGCGAUAUGAAUGCAAAGACCUCUAUGACAGGUAAGAACCUAAUAAGUAAUCAAAAUAUAAUAAUUAGACCGAGCAAAGGAUGAAGUAUAGUAUUCGGAUUAAAAAUAAAUUGAAAAUGAACCCUAAAAUACCAUCAUAAUCACAGUAUUAUCGCAUGCAACCAAUAUCCCCAUUGCAUAUAUCUUUGCAUUAGUAUGUGGAAUACCUUAAAAUCGUUCUCUAUCUAAUCAAAUCGAGGACGCAAUGAUUUGAUUAUUUACAAAACGAUUUCUAAAUAAUUAUUGUUCAAUUACAAUUAUGAGUGAUAAUGCAGUAAAUCCUAUAUCUUUUUACUUAUUUUUGAUUACGAAAAUUAAGUUAAGAAGAUUUAUUUAUUGUAAAAUUGUUAUAAGAUUAAUAAAAUUAUCUUAAACUUUAUAAUA